CCUGGCCAUCAUGCAGAUGUGGACUUUGCCAUGGGUUACUGUUAUUUUAAUAAUGUUGCAAUAGCUGCAAAGAUCGCACAAAGAAAAUGGGGAAUGAACAGAAUUUUAAUUGUAGAUUGGGAUAUUCAUCAUGGUAAUGGCACUCAAAGUCUCUUUGAAUCAGAUCCAAGUGUCCUGUACUUCUCUAUUCAUGAAUAUCAUCACGGCAAGUUUUAUCCAUCUUCCACUAUAGCUAACCAYGAUGURGUUGGAACUGGGAAAGGCCAGGGUUUUAAUGUUAAUGUUCCUUGGAAUAAGUUUCACAUGGGUGACGCUGACUACUUGGCUGUAUUUCAACAUGUGCUGCUGCCCAUAGCACAUGAGUUUGAUCCAGAUAUUGUGCUAGUGUCAGCUGGCUUUGAUUCUGCAAGAGGAGAUCCAAAGGGCCUUUGUGAUGUCAGCCCAGAAGGCUACUGCCAGUUAACCAAUAUGUUGAUGGGACUUGCAGGAGGCAAAGUUGUCGUUAUUUUAGAGGGUGGGUACAACCUCACUUCAGUAGAGGAGUCAAUGUGCAGUUGUACAUCAACUCUUCUUGGUGACCCAUGUCCAAGACUUGAUGGAAAUCAAGUCCCUUGUAAAAGUGCUAUGGAGUCUAUCAGAGAUGUUGUUAAUAGUCACAAGCCUUUCUGGAAAGCUUUGGAGUUUGUCAAUAUUGUAAUUCCUGUUGAGGAUGAUAAAACUCAUGAUUGCACUUCAGGAAAAAAGGAAAAUGAAAAUACCUCUGAUUUGGAAGAUAAUGGUGAUGCGAACCAGUCACAUGAAAAACAUCCGGACAAGUUGCAUUCGUAACAAUCUUAAAAUAUAUCAAAAAAUUCAUUUCGUUUCCAAACACUUCUAAUUUUACUGUAUUCUUAAGGAUUGCAAAUAAAAUAGUUUUAAACAUAAA
Exaiptasia diaphana is the source of this 925-nucleotide messenger RNA. Its product is annotated as polyamine deacetylase HDAC10. Gene Ontology annotation, cellular component: histone deacetylase complex. Gene Ontology annotation, biological process: chromatin organization. Gene Ontology annotation, molecular function: histone deacetylase activity. The record is from RefSeq and is a predicted model, not a curated record. The transcript is spliced from 11 exons. Bases 31 to 828 code for a protein of 265 amino acids. Lineage: Eukaryota; Metazoa; Cnidaria; Anthozoa; Actiniaria; Aiptasiidae.